AUGGCUUCCAUAGUAGCAGGGAAAGCGUUGCAGAAUGUUUUCAGCAAAAGCUGUUUUAUAAGGAAUUGUUUUCCCGCAGUUCAUCACUUAUCACGAUGUCAGUAUGCUGCGGAGGCCAGUCGUCCAGGAGUUGCCCAGGUGGACAACAUGAUGGAAAUUGGCACCAGAACUUUGUUCAGCGAGGAGCAUGACAUGUUCAGACAGACUGUGAGGAGGUUCUUUCAGGAAGAAGUAGUUCCACACCAUGCUCAGUGGGAACAGGAUGGCAAUAUCAGCAGAGAGGUAUGGGCAAAGGCAGGGGAGACUGGAAUUCUUGGUGUUAAUACUUCAGACAAGUUUGGUGGCAUAGGUGGAGAUGUUCUUUCAGCAGCCAUCACAUGGGAGGAACAGAGUUACUCUAACUGCUCAGGGCCUGGGUUUGCCCUCCACUCAGACAUUGUAAUGCCAUAUAUCACAAACUAUGGAACACCGGAGCAGAUAGAGAAGUUCAUCCCUAGAAUGACAGCUGGGACAUGUAUUGGUGCUAUUGCUAUGACAGAGCCCGGAGCUGGCAGUGAUUUGCAAGGAAUUCGAACUACUGCUAAAAAGGAUGGGGAUGACUACAUUCUUAAUGGUAGCAAAGUAUUCAUUACUAACGGUUACAUGAGUGAUGUUGUCAUAGUUGUUGCCAUCACCAAUUCUGAUGCAAAGUCAAAAGCCCAUGGUAUCAGUCUCUUUCUCGUAGAAGCAGGCAUGCCUGGUUUCAAAAAGGGGAAAAAACUGCAUAAAAUUGGCAUGAAGGCCCAGGACACAGCAGAGCUUUUCUUUGAAGAUGUCCGUCUGCCUAAAUCUGCACUGCUUGGAGGAGAGAACAAAGGCUUCUACCUAUUGAUGAAUGAGUUACCACAGGAACGCCUUCUCAUCGCUGACAUGGCCAUGGCAUCUUGUGAAUGGAUGUUUGAGGAGACACGUAACUAUGUCCUUGAAAGGAAAGCUUUUGGAAAGACUAUCUCAAACCUUCAGACAAUUCAGCACAAGCUUGCCGAGAUCAAAACAGAAGCGGCAGUUGGUCGUGCUUUUGUCGAUCAGUGUCUUGAUAUUCACAACCAGCGUGGACUAGAUUCUACCAUGGCAUCUAUGGCCAAAUACUGGUGCUCAGAUCUUCAGAAUUCCAUUGCUACACGUUGUCUUCAGAUGCAUGGAGGAUGGGGAUAUAUGUGGGAAUACCCUAUUGCCAGGGCUUUUGUUGAUGCUCGAGUACAACCUAUCUAUGGAGGCAGUAAUGAAAUCAUGAAGGAAUUGAUCGCAAGGACUGUUACAACCAGAAAAUAAAAAAUACAUUAAGUACAUAAACUUGAUAAAAAAAAAUCAAGCAGAUAAAUGAACAAUUUAGCUUUUCUUAUUAAAAUGAAAGAAAUGAAAUAAGGAACCUUGUACAUAAUGCAGCUGGUUCUGUUUGAUAUCAUUCAUUAUAUGGACAAAAAGAUUGGGAGUUACAAUUUCUGAUUUGUUAUUUCAUUUUGUUCAUUAUCUUUAAACAUUGCAAUUAAGUAUACAUAUUUUUCAUUUUUUGUUUACUCUCUGUAUUGCAGCAGUUGACUCGUGUACAAAAUUUACAAUCUCAGGACUUUUUGCUAUUGAGGCUUAUGAUUUGUUUAUAAAUCAACAUUAAUAUUUGACACAAGUUGUCGGGUGUAUCUGAAUGCCAUACCUGAUGUUCUGUUAGGCCUAAUUGUUGGGUAUGAUUGGAUUGCCAUAUUAAAUAUAGGGAUUAUUGCAGUGUGAGUAUGAUGGGAUGAUCAGUAUGGCAGGAUUGGCGUUGUGUGUAUUGAUGAACAUCAAUUUGAAGUAACACUGAAUUCCUACAUGUUUCUUUAAACCCAAAAUCAUAAUUAAUGAAAGAAGAAGGUGUUGAAGACUAUCUGUAAUCAUCGUUUGGAAUUACAAAACAAACAAUUUCCUAACAUUACCAUAGCAUUCAUCUGCAUUACUUAUAUAUUUAAAUUUUUUUGUUUUUUUGUCAUUGAAUGAGUAUUCCGUGUGAUUUUAUGCUCUGAAUUGAACCAUGUCAUCCCAGUGCUGAUUGGAUGUUGAAUACCCAGUAUUGAGAUUUUUUUGGACAAUGAUAAUAUGACAUACAUGUAUAUUAUAAAAGUCUCUAAAUAUGACUAAUUAUUUUCAUACAAGUUUACUUCAGAGAUUUUGAAAGCAGCUCUCAAAUAAAUUGAAAGGAGUUGAAGUUUGAAAACAGUAUAUAUUACAUCUGUACUAGUUUCGGUUAAUUACAAAUAAAUGUGCUUUUAUUUAAUAUUGAUGUAUACCGGUAUAUGUAAUGUACUAGUUAACAGGAAUCUUUAUUAUCUGUGAUCUGUAUUUAGAUUAGAUGACAUCUGUUUACAUAUUAAAUACAGAUAAUUGUUAUACAUAUCUAUAAUUGUUUGAUUAAA
This is a messenger RNA of Ylistrum balloti, 2426 nucleotides long. Its product is annotated as long-chain specific acyl-CoA dehydrogenase, mitochondrial-like. Gene Ontology annotation, cellular component: mitochondrion. Gene Ontology annotation, molecular function: long-chain fatty acyl-CoA dehydrogenase activity; flavin adenine dinucleotide binding. NCBI's taxonomy places the organism in Eukaryota, Metazoa, Mollusca, Bivalvia, Pectinida, Pectinidae. The transcript has 9 exons. Bases 1 to 1311 code for a protein of 436 amino acids. Gene Ontology annotation, biological process: long-chain fatty acid catabolic process; fatty acid beta-oxidation using acyl-CoA dehydrogenase; carnitine metabolic process, CoA-linked. The record is from RefSeq and is a predicted model, not a curated record.